This is a messenger RNA of Gymnodraco acuticeps, 2027 nucleotides long. Its product is annotated as protein unc-13 homolog A-like. Gene Ontology annotation, molecular function: diacylglycerol binding; syntaxin-1 binding; calmodulin binding. Gene Ontology annotation, biological process: synaptic vesicle maturation; dense core granule priming; presynaptic dense core vesicle exocytosis. The transcript has 10 exons. The record is from RefSeq and is a predicted model, not a curated record. Lineage: Eukaryota; Metazoa; Chordata; Actinopteri; Perciformes; Bathydraconidae. The coding region runs from base 183 to 2027 and encodes 614 amino acids. Gene Ontology annotation, cellular component: terminal bouton; synaptic vesicle membrane; presynaptic active zone cytoplasmic component.
GGACCCUCUGGAUUUUCCACCUUGUCCUUACAUCUGUAAAAAAAAAGAAGAAUGACACGUUGCAAGAAAGAAAAGGUUUUUUAAGAGUAGUCUUCAUGACUGCUGUGCAACAGGCAACUGGGCUGCAAACUCACUGAAGGCUCAUCGGCUUUGGAGGAACUGUUGCACAAAAUCCCGCUGCGAUGUCCCUGCUGUGUGUCCGAGUAAAGAAAGCAAAGCUACACGGUCCUCCAGACAAAUUCAACGCCUAUGUCACUUUAAAGGUGCAAAAUGUGAAGAGUACUACCAUCACAGUCCGAGGGGACCAGCCAUGUUGGGAGCAGGACUUCAUGUUUGAGAUCAAUCAUCUGGAGUCAGGUCUGGUGGUGGAGCUGUGGAAUAAAGGAUUGAUCUGGGACACAAUGAUCGGCACAGCACUGAUACGGCUGCACACCAUUCGACAGUCUGACGAGGAGGGACCAGGGAAAUGGGCAUCGCUUGACUCUGAAGUGUUAAUGCAGGAGGAUGAGAUCUGUGGAACUUCCAACCCAACUCCUCACCAAGUGCUGCUGGACACCCGAUUUGAGCUGCCCUUUGAUAUCCCAGAAGACGAAGCUCAGUACUGGACCAGUAAACUGGAUCGGAUCAAUACCAUGCGGAUACAUGACGAGUAUCCACUGCAGGACGAGGUCCAGAGAACACGAAUGGCUUCUGUUCCCUCUCAGUGCUGCAAUUGGAGUUAUUUCGGAUGGAAUGAACAGCAGACUUUGGAUGACCAUGACAGUGCAGUGGAUGACCGCGACAGUGACUACCGCAGUGAAACUGGCAACAGACCUCCACGGUUCCACAACACCUCCCAGACAAAUUCAUCAGUGCACCAGUACCCUAUAGGACGCAGGGUCCCACAUCACACCCUUUCCAGGGAGUCAGACUCUAUUCCAAGCUAUGAGCUAGACUAUAGAGAAAUGAGGCAGCCCAGGCGAUCAAACAGUAAGGGUGUUGUAAGAAUAAUCCCUGUGGACUCAGGUAUGGGUGUGGAGGACUGGGAGAAUAAAUAUAAAGUGCCUGAUUCAGGUGUCUUGGAUGAUUACUUGGACGAUGAGCAGAAAAUAUGGGAGGAAGAAGAUAAAAGCAUCAUCUAUCGGAUCAGUGACAAUGCUAGUGAGUCUAAAGGUAGCAGGUUCUAUCAGACAGUGGAAUGUGACGCAUUAUCCCCUGAUGGUACGGAGGAGGUGAACGGCAGGCCAAACAGGCAGAGGCAUGGCUUUGGUAGUGGAGAAGUUCGGUUAGUUUAUAAGGAAGCUGGCAGCUUUGAGGAUGAAUCUUCCCCUCCGGAAAUUGAUAUAAUUCCCUCUGUCAAACAGCAACGACAACAAACAGUCAGAGAAGGCCUACUAUACAAAACAAGACUGUGGGCAAAAACUGCCCUAGAGGACACACUUGAGAGCUAUGCGGCUUUUCGUGAGGAGGAGGCUGCUCGGGAAGACGCUGCUAGGAUCAGGGGAAAUGGUGAAUAUGGGUCAGUUGGUUCAGAUGAGCUGCAGUAUUCAUUUGGAUCUGAUGAGGAACUAGAUGACCUGACAUUCACUCAAGGGGAUUUUAGUUAUGACUAUGAAAGUUACUGCUACCCUAGCAUGUCUAUGUCACAUCUUGGAGGACAAGGCUAUUCAAGCGAUAAAGCGAUUCAAGAGAGAAUAGGUGGUGGAGAAGAUCCUAUGUUGUCUCCUGUAGAGGAGCCAGGUGAGGAAUAUGUAGAUGCAAUGGAUGAACUUCAAAGCUUAGUUCACUCAGUUUCUGAAUACCUGGCGGUUAAAGAAGAGGAAAUCAAGAGCUUUGAAUCACUGCCCAAACCAAUAAGAAGAAAACUCCCAGCACUGCCAACCACUGAAGUUGUGCAACCGGUAGACAGUAACAGCAGUGUGCAACCGGUAGAGAGUAACAGCAGUGUGCAACCGGUAGAGAGUAGCAGCAGUGUGCAACCGGUAGAGAGUAACAGCAGUGUGCAACCGGUAGAGAGCAACAGCAGUGUGCAAACCGGUAGAGAGUAA